AUGGUGGUGGCAACAGGCCACAAGAGAUCUUAUGUUUAUGUGUCAGAAUUUGAGGUUGCCAAGGGUUCACUGAGACAGACUAUGCACAAAGUAGUUGCAUAUGGUUCAAGGCGAUACCUUAGACGACCAGCAGCAUUAAUGGCCAAAACAGAUCAGAAGAAUCUCCCAUCACCUCAAGUUAAACAGUUGAGAAGUACAAAAAAGGGAAACGAGAAUUUGAUAGGCCAUCGAGUUCAUACCUCAGCUGUCAGAUGUUUAGGCGAGCUGGUGAAGUCGCAUAGGCGAAUUAGUGCAUUGAAGGGUACAGGUUCUAUUUCUAGUGUGGCGACAUACUUGAGUGGGAGUGCCAAAUCAUCAGGGGAAUCUUCUUUCAGAAGUCAUUGGAUUCGAUCGAGAAACGGCGUCUCUGUCUUAGGCCUUGCGGUGGUGAAUCAGCUCCUGCAGCGUGGAUAUUCCGUUCGGAUCGUCCUCGAUAAUCCAGAAGACAUUGAAAAAGUGAGGGAGAUGGAAUCCGAAGCAGGAGGAGUUGGCGUUAAAGUGUCGACAGUGGCGGCUAAGUUGAGGGAGGGCGAUGGGUUGGCCUUAGCCAUUGCUUUCGAAGGCUGUCGCGGCGUCUUCCACACCUCUUCUUUCAUCGACCCUGCUGGCCUUACUGGCUACUCGAAAGCCAUGGUGGAGGUAGAAGAGAAGGUGAGUGAGAAUGUUGUGGAGGCCUGUGCAAGAACAUCCUCAGUAAGAUACUGUGUGUUUACCUCUUCACUUUUAGCCUGCAUAUGGCGCAGCGGUACCCGACCCGAGCUCCCACCGGUUGUCGAUCACGACUGUUGGAGCGAUCAAUCGUUAUGUGUUGACAAAAAAUUAUGGUAUGCUCUGGGGAAGCUGAGGGCAGAGAAGGCAGCAUGGAGAAUUGCAAAAGAAAGAGAUUUAAAGCUGGUCACCAUCUGUCCUGGCUUCGUUACUUCUCCUAACCUUUCUAUCAGAAACUCAACACCAACCAUUGCUUAUCUCAAAGGAGCCCCCGAAAUGUUCGAUCUCGGGAUACUAGCGACAGUGAGCGUGCAGAGAUUGGCAGAGGCACAUGUGAAUGUGUACGAGGCCAUGGGAGAAAACAGGGCACAUGGAAGAUACAUUUGCUUCGAUCAAAUAAUCACAACACAGGCUGAGGCUGAGGAUUUGGCCACAGAAAUAGGAGUGGAUGUGACCAAAAUUUACCAAUCCCAGGAAGCAUCAACAAGUGGAAGUGCUUCUGGAUCUAAAUUUGACCAAGCAUGGAUGGAAAUCUCAAGGUGUGAGAGAGUAAUGUAGAUAUAAUUUUGGAAAGAU
Molecule: messenger RNA, 1323 nt
Organism: Momordica charantia (bitter melon)
Lineage: Eukaryota; Viridiplantae; Streptophyta; Magnoliopsida; Cucurbitales; Cucurbitaceae
Product: cinnamoyl-CoA reductase-like SNL6
Biological process (GO): steroid biosynthetic process
Molecular function (GO): oxidoreductase activity, acting on the CH-OH group of donors, NAD or NADP as acceptor
Source: RefSeq, a predicted model, not a curated record